CCUCUCACUUUAGGACAGCACUGGGCAGCUACAUUUCACACCUGCGCGAUAAUGACCACUUUAUUUGACAUGUUAGUCUCAGUGUCGGAAACGAUGAUUCUCGCGAAAGCCAAUUUGGAAAUUCCUUCAGCCGUGGUCACUUUCUUAAUAUAUCCCACCAAUCAACUGAUCGAAGAGCAUGAUUGGUCACUUGUACCGUUGGGUGGGGAGGAGGGGUUAGGUGGAGACGUAGCUUCACCCAUUGUUUUGGCAGUAUGUGGAGGUUCUUGCUCCACAGACAGGCGCCAUGAUCAAGGAGGAUUCCCAAGAGGAGACCAAGAUCGACCUGGAGGGGAUCGAGGAGCAGUCUGAGGAGCAGUCUGAGGUGCAGUCCGAGGUACAAUCAGAGAUAGGGUCAGAAUAUGGUGCCCAACCCAAUCAAGGAGCCACCAGGCCCUCGCUAAAGGACAGGGACCCCAAAGGAGUCAACCAGUGCCUUAAGGUCACCUUCGUAGACGUCAUUGCUGAGCCUCCCUCAGUGCGCAGCUUCGACAAGGUGUGGCUGUGGAGCCACGCCCUGUUUGAGGUCUCCAGGAUCUGGUUCUACAGGAUCAUCUCUCUGCUGCUUGCUGUGCCACUGGCUUUGAUCGCUGGGGUGCUCUUCGCCCUCCUCAGCUGCCUCCACAUAUGGUUGAUCAUGCCCUGUGUCCAGCUCUUCCUGAUCAACAUGCACUGGGUCCGGACCAUCUGGGCCAGCGUUUUGGACAUCACCAUCUCUCCUCUGUUCAGCAGCAUGGGGAAAUGCUGUGGGGCUAUCAGCAUUCGAGUGGCACAGGAAUGACUGUUCACACCAAGUUGUCAGAACGACCCCCCUUCAGAACUCCCUUAUCCUCAGUGUAGACAGAGUAAGGGAGGGGGCACCUCCCCAGGAAAGCCCAGCUUUUUGAAACGGUAGGAAGUUGCAGUUACAGUCAAAUAACCUGCUGCCAUCCUGCACAUGGAAUGGAAUACUAAACCUGACAGAUGAGCCAGGGGAGAUCUUGCUGGACACACUGUCGGCAGCUGCUGAGGUUAACGGUUUUACAAGGACUUUAUAGGAGUAACAUUCUACCAUUGUGACAAAAAAUGCUACAUUGUUUUCUGAUGUGUUGAAAAGUGGUGUUCAUUUAAAAUCAUGAUACUGAACACAAAGCAAUAAAGUUGCUUUGAUUGA
Anguilla anguilla (European eel) is the source of this 1192-nucleotide messenger RNA. Its product is annotated as caveolin-2-like. The record is from RefSeq and is a predicted model, not a curated record. The transcript has 3 exons. NCBI's taxonomy places the organism in Eukaryota, Metazoa, Chordata, Actinopteri, Anguilliformes, Anguillidae. Gene Ontology annotation, biological process: caveola assembly. Gene Ontology annotation, cellular component: caveola. Gene Ontology annotation, molecular function: molecular adaptor activity. Bases 287 to 820 code for a protein of 177 amino acids.